Coffea arabica (coffee) is the source of this 582-nucleotide messenger RNA. Lineage: Eukaryota; Viridiplantae; Streptophyta; Magnoliopsida; Gentianales; Rubiaceae. The record is from RefSeq and is a predicted model, not a curated record.
AUGAUAACUUCUACUCUAAUAUCUCGUAUAAAAGAAGCUCAGAAGGAUGAUUUUCAAGUGCAAAAAUGGAAGGAAAAAGUUGAAAAAGGGACAAUACCUGACUUUAAUAUGAAUUCUGAUGGGAUAUUGAGGUAUCGCAAUCGAUUGGUUGUACCACAGGAUAAAGACAUUAAAAGGGAGAUAUUGGAAGAAUCUCACCGAUCACAAUAUACUGUACAUCUCGAUACGACAAAGAUGUACCAAGAUUUGAAAAAGUUAUACUGGUGGGAUGGUAUGAAGAAGGAGAACUACCAUCCCGACCCCACUCACGUUCUACACUCUGAGGACGUGGAGUUAGAUGAAACCCUCACCUAUAAAGAACAACCCGUACAGAUUUUGGAUCGAAAGGUGAAAGAACUAAAGAAUAAACGAAUAUCUUUGGUGAAGAUUUUAUGGAGAAAUCAUGAUGUGGAGGAAGCCACCUGGGAAGUGGAGGAAGACAUGCAAAAGAAGUAUCAUUCUCUGUUCACGAACAAAGAUAUUAAUUUCGAGGACGAAAUUGCUCUAAGAGGAGGAGGUUGUGAGACCUCGGUUAGUCAUUAA